AUGUAUGAAAAUGAACAAGAAUAUACUUUGAGUGGGGUUGACUAUUUGUAUAUGGGUUGGGGAGAUAGACCUUACACAGCGCCAUUACUGCGCGAUUUGUAUCACACGAAUGAGCUGCAUGGAAUUUUUAGUAGACACGUGCCAUUUUCACUAGAAUGUGCCAAUUUACAUGUACACGGAUCUAAUACUGUUGCAGAUUUCCCAGUCGGUAACACUUCAGAAACCACUAUGUUUGGUGGAUGUUCCAGCACACUAAAUUUACCAUCGCUAGUACCAUUAACUACAUUUGGGGAUACUUUGACUAACAAGAUGAGGGGUACUGAUAUAUUUUUUAUGCCUAAACCUUCACAGCUUCUACCAUUUGCCCUACCUGUGUUUGUGUUCAUGCCAAAUCUGACUGUUUUUUUUAGGCAAUGGUUCUUUUAUGGUCCAAAAUGA
Messenger RNA from Babesia microti strain RI, 438 nucleotides. RefSeq names its product conserved Plasmodium protein, unknown function. Lineage: Eukaryota; Apicomplexa; Aconoidasida; Piroplasmida; Babesiidae. The transcript has a single exon. The record is from RefSeq and is a predicted model, not a curated record. Bases 1 to 438 code for a protein of 145 amino acids.